This is a messenger RNA of Corticium candelabrum, 3301 nucleotides long. RefSeq names its product leucine-rich repeats and immunoglobulin-like domains protein 3. The transcript is spliced from 21 exons. The coding region runs from base 112 to 3090 and encodes 992 amino acids. Lineage: Eukaryota; Metazoa; Porifera; Homoscleromorpha; Homosclerophorida; Plakinidae. Gene Ontology annotation, cellular component: plasma membrane. Gene Ontology annotation, molecular function: protein binding. The record is from RefSeq and is a predicted model, not a curated record.
UGCGUUUAGCUCCUGCGGAGGUCGCGAAUUAGAUCAGCUAACUCGGUUUACGCUUCGAGUUGACAUUGUUUCCUAAGGCGGUUAGAGUAACUGUGCAAAUUCAGUUGCUGAAUGGUCACUCUAAAGCCUCCCUGUUCAUCAUGGAGCCCUACUGACAUGAUACCGCUGGUCUUCGUCUUGCUGGUGUCGUUUGACGUGAGUCUAGCGUGUCCAGCCGGCUGUCGCUGUCACUCUCAGGUCGUCCGGUGCAGAGAUGCCGGACUCACGAGCUUACCAGUCGGUCUACCAAAGGACGUGCGACAAUUGGAUCUGAGCGAGAACGCGUUCACGCGCUUCGUUUCGGGAGCUUUCGGACAUCUGACUGAGCUGAGACAAUUGAUCUUGAGCGAUAACAGACUGACGGAGGUUCCUGUGUUUGACGCGAAGAGCAGUCGUCUGGAGAGGCUGACUCUAGCUGGUAAUCUCAUCACGGUGCCAUCCGGAUCAGCCAUUGCAGCUCUGCGGGAGCUGAGGCGACUAGACCUGAGAAACAACAACAUUACUGACUUGAACCGCUCUUCGUUUCCAAGGAACUGUUCUGUUGACACGCUAGUGCUGUCUGAAAACCAAAUAUCAGCAGUCAGUCCCUCUUGGCUCUCUCUCUUUCCUAAAUUGCAAUAUCUACGACUGAAUAAGAAUUCUGUUCGAUCAUUACAGAAAUUUCCUCACUUGCGAGCUUUGGAGAUACUAGAUCUCAGUAAUAACCAAAUCGGUCAGGUGCAGAGCCUUACUUUUGAAAAUUUACCUGCUCUCACAGUAAUAAAACUGCAGAAAAACGGGUUGACAGAACUGAAAGAUGGCAGUUUCUAUGUCAGUGAGAGUCAACUGCAAGAAAUUCAUUUGGAGCACAACAGCCUAACAGAAAUCAAUGAAGGAGAAUUCUUUGGUUUACAAUUAGUCAAAAAAAUGUACAUCAGCCAUAACAAGAUAUCGAGUAUAAGCUCGUUGCAGCCGUUUUUCCAUUGCAAGUCGCUGGAAAUACUUGAUCUGAGUGAAAAUGAGUUACCUAUUGUGGAGAGUUCGUGGUUCAGCACUCUUGGAAAACUGAAUACCUUGCGGCUCGAUCACAACAGAAUCUCUACUAUUGAACCAAACUCGUUUAUUCAGUGCUCCUCGCUUACAGAACUUGUGAUGGACUACAAUUAUCUAUCGUGGCCGAGGUACGGCAAGGACGGCUUGUUCAAGGGAUUGACGUCGUUGAGAAUGCUAAAACUUAAACGCAACAUGAUCACAUCAGUGAAGGGUGCUGGAUUCGAGGAUCUCGGAAGUCUCCAAUUUCUUGAUCUUUCACUAAACCCCGUGUCAACACUCGAUGAGAACACGUUUACUAUCUUCACGUCCCUUCAGCGACUGGUUUUGAAUUCGACUACUUUGUAUUGUGACUGUCACAUGGCUUGGUUUCCAAAGUGGAUUCGAGAAAAGAAUAUGACGAAGACGGCUGGUGGAUUUUGUAAAGCGAACAGUUGGUAUAUACUUCGUGUCCCUAAUGCGACGUUCUCAUGUGCGAAUCACCCAUGGAUUGUCGAGAAUCCUCAGCAUGUGGUGGCGAACAAAGGGCACAAUGUCACUCUCAGAUGCAAAGCAGAGAGUCAGAGCUUAAACGUUAUCGAAUUCUUGUGGAUGAAAGAAGAUGAGUUGUUGGUCAAAUUGGAAGAUGUUAUUAUUACGAACAGCUCAGGAAUGUCGCAUGUCAAACUUCUGAAUGUCAACUUCGAAGACGCUGGGAGAUACUAUUGCAUCGCUGAUAAUGGUUUUGCUCGAAAACAUUCGACUGUUGCCGAAGUGAAAGUGUAUGAAUACCCGACGUUUACCGUACGACCAGGAGAUUCGGUUGUUUUCGAAGGCAGCGAUGUAAACAUUGAUUGCAGGGCCAGGGGCAAACCGACUCCAGUUGUGGGCAUCGUUUCUGCUUCAGGUGACGGCUUUGUUGCAGCUAUCGAUGGCAGAAUUGACAUUCACCCUAUCCUGGGAACUACCAUCAAGAAUGCAUCUAAACGCGACACUGGACUGUAUUACUGCAAUGCCACCAGUGAUGCAGGCACAGCUAUCACGGAAUUUGUCAUUACAGUUUUACCUCCACUGCCUGUUGAAGAACGUGGUUUUGUGUCUGUGACUGGUGUUGUUGGACAAUCUCUUGUAAUGGCAUGCAACAUAACCGGUCUGAACGUACUUGGCCAUGUUACGUGGUAUAAGGGCAAGCAACAGGUAAAAGACAGCGAUCGUAUUCGUCAGACAAAGUUUGGUGAAUGGCUGGUGUUUGCGAUGUUGCGUCCUGAUGAUAUGGGCCGCUACAGUUGUCAGGCUCCGACAGAGAAGACGGUCGUACAAAUAGAAUACAACUUACGAAUAAAAUACAACUUGUCUCUGUCGUCUAACUUGUCUUGUAACAACACAGUUGUCAAUCUAGGAGAUGACGAUGUCACAUGGAUCGUUGUGGCUGUCAUUUGUGGAUUCGUGUUAGCAUGCGCAUGGUGGGUGAUUGGCAUCUUUGUUUGGAAAUUUGUGAGACGCUCUCGGCAAGUAAAGAGUAAGCAGUGUGCUAGCAAUACGUCUGCUUCCACAGCGGUGAUGAUGAAACCCAUGAGACGUAGCAAUGGUCACAGUAGACCGGUUGUUGAUGAGUCAAGCGUGGAGACGAGCUCCGGAUCAGGGGGCAUGGCGGCAUCAGUUGUCAACACACAUCAGAAGAAAGGAAGUGUGUACCAUAAUGGAGUGGUUGGCAAUCCCAAUGGAGUUUUAGUUAGUAAGGGGUCGUACAGACCGAUAUCAGGGAGCAAUGGCACUUGUGCGUUGAGACAAGAUCACAACACGGACACUCACACUACUGAUCAGCACGUAAUGUUAGAUGGGGUAACAGCACACGGGCAUUCUCACUCGAUCAACUGUCACUCACAGAUGGCCUCUGCACCUUGCAGUGCACCUAAGGUGGCACAACUGCAAUCAUCUAAUGACAGUUCCCAACCCCUUGGCUCUAUUGCAGACCCUGAUAGAUGUAACAUUAGUGCAAAGGAACCGAGUAGUAGUUACAACUCAGAUAGUGAAGUAGAGUAAGCGUAAAGCAGAGAUGUCUGCUGUGCAGACAGCAUUAGAGCCAAUGCUAAGCUUUGGUAUGCUCGGCUAAGAAUUUGUACGCUAGUUAAUGGUAUUUCACAGUGGGAAAACCACGUAUGGUGUUAGUGUAGUGUUAGCUAAGAUGUGUAGAGUUUAAGUUUUGUAUGGAAUUUGUACAUAGUUGCAGAACGUGUUACAGACAGCUGAACAA